This is a messenger RNA of Salvia miltiorrhiza (redroot sage), 1123 nucleotides long. RefSeq lists its product as uncharacterized. The coding region runs from base 314 to 805 and encodes 163 amino acids. Gene Ontology annotation, biological process: mismatch repair. Gene Ontology annotation, cellular component: MutLalpha complex. Lineage: Eukaryota; Viridiplantae; Streptophyta; Magnoliopsida; Lamiales; Lamiaceae. The record is from RefSeq and is a predicted model, not a curated record. Gene Ontology annotation, molecular function: ATP-dependent DNA damage sensor activity; ATP hydrolysis activity. The transcript has 7 exons.
UCCACCGCUAUCACUGCUCUUCUUCACCACCACACCGCCUAGUUUACCACCGCAUUCCACUACCGCCGCCACAGCACCUUUGACGGUGAAGUCUCUCAUUAGCCGGCACCCACUCGCCGUCGUCGUCCCUGACUCGACUGUAGAUGGUACAGGUGAAUGUAUUCCAGUUUCUGAAGCUGAGCUACCUCUUACCCUACCUGAGUUGGAUGAUUUUACUCCAACUGGGACUGGGGAGCCACCAUUGACGAAGGCCCUUUCUUGGUUGACCAAUCUCUGGGAAAUCAGCUCAGCGGGAGACAAACACUAUGCCUCAAUGGGCUGGUUCUUGCUGGAGAUUGCCGGCGGAAGGCUGACCACGGACGUCGGUAGUCCUAUACUGAAAUGUCAGACGCAACCAACGACCACAGUAAAAUCCCCCCACCGCCGCACUCCAAUUGAGGUCUUGGCACUAAAGCACCAUACAUCCAAGCUCUUGGAUUUUUCAGACCUCCGAUCAUUAACGACUUUCGGAUUUAGAGUGGAGGCACUGAGUUCACUUUGUUCAUUAGGGGAGUUGACUGUGGAGACACAGAUAAUUAUUGAUGACACUGUUGCAACGCACCUGACAUUUAAUCCUAUGGGUGUUAUGACAGCUGAGAGGAAAACUGCUCGUCAAGACAUGGUGGCAACAACAUUACUUGGCGUUAGUCAUAGCAUUUGUUGUAGUGGUUCUAAUUGGACUGCUGGCAUUUGGGGGGUGGUUUAUCUGGAGGAGGAACCAAAAACUGGGCCGAAGUCUCGUACAAGCCCGUUGAUUCAGUUGUAGCCGAGCAGGAACUCCAGACUUUGCAGAACUAGAGAAGUGAAUUUUUGGUUUGAUACUCAGCUUGUACCUCCGAUUCAUUUUGCUCCAUUAGCAACGAGAUUCAUUUUAAAGGCGAAAUUGUAGCUUAGAAAUUUAAGGUGGCAAAACCCAUGUAAUGAGCAUGCCAUUUUGUGGCCAUGUCUGUGUAUGGCAGAAUUUCAUUUCAGCAACCUCUGCCAUGAAAGUGAAUUCUUGCUUUCAUAAAUUUAGAAUGUUUAGUCACAUGAACAUUUUAUAUAGGAUCACAGCAUCAAUGAAUAAGUAAACAUUUCUUGUGUA